Messenger RNA from Chironomus riparius, 480 nucleotides. The record is from the annotation of a GenBank genome assembly. NCBI's taxonomy places the organism in Eukaryota, Metazoa, Arthropoda, Insecta, Diptera, Chironomidae.
AUGUGUUUUGACCGAAAAGCGUAUUACAGUAGGUUCAUAGGUUACAGGUGUGUUGAACUUCACUUCGUUGCACUUCGUUACGUUCAACUGUUUAUAGAUUACAGUAGGUUUAUAGGUUACAGGUGUGUUGAACUCCACUUCGUUGCACUUCGUUACGUUCAACUGUUUAAAGAUUACAGUAGGUUCAUAGGUUACAGGUGUGUUGAACUCCACUUCGUUGCACUUCGUUACGUUCAACUGUUUAUAGAUUACAGUAGGUUUAUAGGUUACAGGUGUGUUGAACUCCACUUCGUUUCACUUCGUUACGUUCAACUGUUUAAAGAUUACAGUAGGUUCAUAGGUUACAGGUGUGUUGAACUCCACUUCGUUGCACUUCGUUACCUUCCAUCACAACAGCUCAGAACUUUACGUCCAUAUGGAAAAGAAAUUCCAAUUGAUUUUCAUCAAAAUCAAAAUAAAAAUCUCGAAGCUCGAUCUUGA